AUGGCCAACGUCCAGCUGUUGGAGGCGGCGCGCAGGUGCCUGGCGGCCACGGGCGGCGCAGGCACGCUGCUGGUGCAGAGCAACGUGGAGGACGUGGCGGUGACGCUGCGUGAGGCGGCGGAGUCGCGGGGCUGGGAGGCCGUGGAGGACGAUGGCUCCCUCGGGCCCUCGGUGGACGACGCCGUGGACCCGGAGGGUGCCAGCACGUGGCUGCCCCGGCGCCAGCUGCGCCACGUGCGCCUGGGCGGCCGCCGCGCUGCGGGGCCGGGGUGGCUGGCAGCAUCGCCGCUGGCGCCCGAGGCCGCGUCGGAGACGGAGAGGUACUAUCUGAGCGAGGGCCUGCCCAUCCACCGCGUGGCGCUUCGGCCGAGGGCGGCGGG
Prorocentrum cordatum is the source of this 380-nucleotide messenger RNA. The record is from the annotation of a GenBank genome assembly. NCBI's taxonomy places the organism in Eukaryota, Dinophyceae, Prorocentrales, Prorocentraceae.